Aspergillus niger is the source of this 429-nucleotide messenger RNA. RefSeq lists its product as hypothetical. NCBI's taxonomy places the organism in Eukaryota, Fungi, Ascomycota, Eurotiomycetes, Eurotiales, Aspergillaceae. The record is from RefSeq and is a predicted model, not a curated record. Bases 1 to 429 code for a protein of 142 amino acids. The transcript has 4 exons.
AUGGCGGUCAUUUCCGCCCCUGAUUUGGCACUAAUUGGUGCUUUGCCGAGCACGAGGAACGGGAAGGGAAACACUCUAAACCUCCGAAUGCACAUGGUACACGAUAUCACAGGCGCUCAACUUCUAAGACUCGAGAGUAUAAAUGAUAUGGCUUACUCCCUUCAGUCUCGCGUGGCUCUGACUAUUGCUUUAUCAACCGUCUUUUCUGAUGACAAAGUGGACAAGUCAAAGGGCACUACUAUGGGAUCUAGCUUGAACAGUACAAGGAGCGUAGCCAUCCAUAUUGAUAGUACAUCUGCAGUAUCCAAAUCUAUCUCCAAGCAACAGCUAUGGACAACAAAACCCUCCAUCCAGCCCAGUGGAUACGCUCCAGCACGACCCGCCGGCUCAGUCGCUUGCCCCACGUCCGAGCCAGAGCCAACCUCAUAG